GGGCCCACGCCCCGGAAACUCAGGACCCCCCGUCCCGCGGCCGGUCUUCCCGAAGCGGGGCGCCAGGCCGCUGCGGCAGAAUCUUGAAGGAUGUUUGUUCCAAGAUCCUUGAAAAUCAAGAGGAAUUCUAAUGAUGACGUCAAAAGCUGUGUAGCUAAGAAAAGUAAACCAGAAGCAGAUCUUCAGCUGGACAAGGGCAGAGAUGUUCCAGUGGAUGCUUUAGUGACAAAAGAAGCUGCUGCACCAAAUAGGUCCAGCAGUGAACCAGGAUCCUUGCCCAGUCCAGCUGGCCAGUUGGCUGAGGUCUGCUUGGUCGGACCUGAACAGAAUGUGAAGGAUGGUUGUCCAUCAGAAGAGCCUGUAAAGUCAUUUUCCAAAACUCAGCGCUGGGCAGAACCUGGGGAGCCAGUCUGUGUUGUCUGUGGUCGUUAUGGAGAGUAUAUCUGUGAUAAGACAGAUGAAGAUGUGUGUAGCUUAGAGUGCAAAGCGAAACAUCUGCUACAAGUUAAGGAAAAGGAAGAGAAACUAAAAGUCAGCAGCCCGCAGAAAACUGCCUGUGAGCCAGAGUCUCCACUGAACGAUUUUUACGUUUACAAAGAGCACCCCUUUAUUGUGAACCUUGGGGAGGACCAGAUUGAAAACCUUAAACAGCAGUUAGGAAUUUCAGUCCAAGGGCAAGAAGUCACCAGGCCCAUCAUUGACUUUGAACAUUGUGGCUUCCCUGAGAUCUUAAAUGACAACUUGAAGAAAUCAGGCUAUGAAGUGCCAACCCCCAUCCAAAUGCAGAUGAUCCCUGUGGGACUUCUGGGAAGAGACAUUCUGGCCAGUGCAGACACUGGCUCAGGAAAAACAGUUGCUUUUCUUCUUCCUGUUAUCAUCCGAGCUUUAUUUGAGAGCAAAACUCCAUCUGCACUCAUUCUUACACCAACGAGAGAGUUAGCCAUUCAGAUAGAGAGACAGGCUAAGGAACUGAUGAGUGGUCUGCCACGGAUGAAGACCGUGCUUCUUGUAGGGGGCUUACCUUUACCCCCACAGCUUUAUCGCCUGAAGCAGCAUGUUAAGGUUAUCAUAGCAACUCCUGGACGACUUCUGGAUAUAAUAAAACAGAGCUCUGUAACACUUGGUGGCAUAAAAAUUGUAGUAGUAGAUGAAGCUGAUACUAUGUUAAAGAUGGGCUUUCAACAGCAAGUGCUCAACAUUUUAGAAAACAUUCCUACUGAUUGUCAAACCAUCUUGGUUUCCGCCACGAUUCCAAGUAGCAUAGAGCAGCUUGCAAACCGGCUUCUGCAUAGUCCUGUGAGAAUCAUCACUGGGGAGAAGAAUCUCCCCUGCUCCAGUGUGCGGCAGAUUAUUCUGUGGGUAGAAGACCCAGCCAAGAAGAAAAAGUUAUUUGAAAUCUUAAAUGAUAAGAAACUCUUCAAGCCUCCAGUCUUAGUGUUUGUGGACUGCAAACUAGGAGCAGAUCUGUUGAGUGAGGCGGUUCGGAAAAUCACAGGGCUACAGAGCACAUCCAUACACUCGGAGAAGUCUCAAGUGGAAAGGAGAAAUAUACUGAAGGGCUUACUGGAAGGAGAGUACGAGGUUGUGGUGAGCACGGGGGUCCUGGGGAGAGGCCUAGACCUGGUCAGUGUCAAGCUGGUUGUGAAUUUUGAUAUGCCUGCAAGCAUGGACGAGUACGUGCAUCAGGUUGGAAGAGUGGGGAGACUAGGUCAAAGUGGAACCGCAAUUACCUUCAUCAAUAACAACUCAAAAAGACUCUUCUGGGAUAUUGCCAAAAGAGUGAAGCCUACAGGAUCCAUUCUUCCUCCACAGCUAUUAAAUUCCCCUUACCUCCAUGACCAGAAGAGAAAGGAACAGCAGAAAGAUAAACAAGCACAAAGCAACCUGGUCACAGGAGCAAAUCUUAUGGACAUUAUUAAGAAACAUGAUAAAAGCAAUCCUCAGAAGUGACUGGCUCUGCUGCUUGUAGGAGGUUUUUUUGUUGUUGUUUUUUUUGUUUUGUUUUUAGGUAUUAUCACAUAAACUUCUAUAACUUAUUACUGUACUUGACCUCAUCUAAAAGGCCAAGAAGUAAUUCUAUAACUUAUUAUUAUAUGAUUUGAAUAAUUGAGAAUGUACAUGAAACAGAAGAAUAUUUAAGAUUAUUUUUAAAUUUAAUAAAAUUUAUACAGUAAUGUAUUUAUGAUUCUCAUAAAGUAAAAUGUGAAAAUGAAUUGCUAAA
This is a messenger RNA of Jaculus jaculus (lesser Egyptian jerboa), 2221 nucleotides long. RefSeq names its product DEAD-box helicase 59 (gene Ddx59). The transcript is spliced from 8 exons. The record is from RefSeq and is a predicted model, not a curated record. Lineage: Eukaryota; Metazoa; Chordata; Mammalia; Rodentia; Dipodidae. Gene Ontology annotation, molecular function: RNA helicase activity; nucleic acid binding; ATP binding. Bases 91 to 1950 code for a protein of 619 amino acids.